GAGUCUGCGCACAAGCAAGCAAGCAAGCAAGCAGGUCCUGCCAUGUAAACGAUCCUCGGCCCCACGAAAAGACAGCAACCUGUUGAACAACCUAACGUGUAUCUGUUUAAUUUGUUAAAAAGGCAAAAUGAGGGCAGUUCCUACGUGGAUUGACAAAGUACAUGAUCGCGACAAAGUUGAGCAAUGUAUCUACGACCUUGCCUUCAAACCAGAUGGCAGCCAGCUUAUUGUGGCAGCUGGGAAUCGUGUUUUGGUGUAUGACACAUCAGAUGGAACUCUCAUUCAGCCUCUGAAAGGACACAAGGACACAGUGUACUGUGUUGCCUACGCCAAAGAUGGGAAACGGUUUGCCUCAGGUUCUGCUGACAAAAGCAUCAUCAUCUGGACAUCUAAACUGGAGGGUAUUUUGAAAUAUACACAUAAUGACUCCAUCCAGUGUGUUGCCUACAACCCAGUCAGCCACCAGCUGGCCUCCUGCUCCUCUGGGGACUUUGGUCUGUGGUCCCCAGAACAGAAAUCUGUAUCCAAGCACAAAGUCAACAGCAAGAUAACAUGUUGUGGGUGGACCAACGACGGUCAGUACCUGGCCCUGGGCAUGAUGAACGGGGUGGUGAGCAUCAGGAAUAAGAACGGAGAGGAGAAGGUGAAAAUAGAGCGACCAGGAGGAUCCUCCUCUCCUAUCUGGUCCAUCGCAUGGAACCCCUCCAAGGAUGAGCACAAUGACAUCCUGGCUGUGGCAGACUGGGGGCAGAAGCUAUCCUUCUACCAGCUCAGUGGAAAACAGAUUGGGAAGGACAGAACUCUGACCUAUGACCCCUGCUGUGUCAGCUACUUCUCCAAGGGGGAGUACAUUGUGAUGGGUGGCUCGGACAAGCAGGCCUCCCUCUACACCAAAGAUGGGGUGCGGCUCGGCACCAUCGGGGAGCAGAGCUCCUGGGUGUGGACCUGUAGAGUCAAACCUGACUCCAACUAUGUGGUUUUGGGCUGCCAGGAUGGGACCAUAGCCUUCUUCCAGCUCAUCUUCAGCACGGUGCACGGCCUGUACAAGGACCGCUAUGCCUACAGAGACAGCAUGACCGAUGUCAUCGUCCAGCACCUCAUCACUGAACAGAAAGUGAGGAUCAAGUGCAGAGAGCUUGUGAAGAAGAUAGCUAUCUACAGGAACCGCCUGGCCAUCCAGCUGCCUGAGAAGAUCCUCAUCUACGAGCUGUACUCUGACGACUCCUCGGACAUGCACUACCGCAUCAAGGAGAAGAUCUGCAGAAAGUUUGAGUGCAACCUGCUCGUGGUCUGCUCCCAGCACAUCAUCCUGUGUCAGGAGAAGAGGCUGCAGUGUCUGUCCUUCACCAGUAUCAAGGAGAAGGAGUGGCUUAUGGAGUCUCUGAUUCGCUACAUCAAAGUGAUUGGUGGCCCACCGGGCAGAGAGGGCCUACUGGUGGGGCUGAAGAAUGGAGCGAUCCUAAAGAUCUUUGUUGACAACCCAUUUGCCAUCACUCUGCUGAAGCAGUCUACGUCUGUGCGUUGUCUGGACAUGAGUACAUCCCGCAGCAAGCUGGCCGUGGUGGACGAACACAACACCUGCCUGGUUUAUGACAUCCACACCAAGGAGCUGCUCUUCCAGGAGCCCAAUGCUAACAGCGUAGCCUGGAACACCCAGUGUGAGGACAUGCUGUGUUUCUCAGGCAGUGGCUACCUCAACAUCAAGGCCAGUAACUUCCCAGUGCAUCAGCAGAAGCUGCAGGGCUUCGUGGUGGGCUACAACGGCUCCAAGAUCUUCUGCCUGCACGUGUACUCCAUGUCCGCCGUGGAGGUGCCUCAGUCGGCUCCCAUGUACCAGUAUCUGGAGAGGAGGAUGUUCAAGGAGGCCUAUCAGAUCGCCUGCCUGGGUGUGACUGACAGUGACUGGAGGGAUCUGGCCACGGAAGCACUGGAGGGCCUCGACUUUGACACCUCUAAGAAGGCAUUCAUCAGAGUACGAGACCUGCGCUACCUGGAGCUCAUCAACAGCAUUGAGGAGAGGAAGAAGAGAGGUGAGAGCGACACUGAGCUGUUCCUUGCGGAUGUCUAUGCCUACCAGGGGAAAUUCCACGAGGCUGCCAGGCUCUACAAGAGGACUGGCUUGGACUCCAGAGCUCUCAGCAUGUACACGGACCUGCGCAUGUUUGAGUACGCUAAGGAGUUUGUGGGCGCGGCAGACCCUAAAAACACUCGCAUGCUGAUGUCCAAGCAGGCCGACUGGGCUAAGAACAGCAAGGAGCCGCGGGCCGCUGCUCAGAUGUACCUGACUGCAGGAGAACACCUCAAAGCCAUCGACAUCAUAGGAGAACACGGCUGGGUCGACAUGCUGAUUGACAUAGCCCGUAAGCUGGAUAAGGCGGAGCGCGAACCACUGGCUAAGUGUGCGGCCUAUUUCCAGAAGCUGAAGCACCAUGGUUAUGCCUCGGAGACCUACUCCAAGAUGGGAGACCUGCAGGCCCUGGUGCAUCUGCACGUGGAGGCACGACACUGGGAUGAGGCCUUCGCUCUGGUGGAGAAACAUGCCCAGUUUAAAGAUGACGUCUAUGUGCCCUACGCUCAGUGGCUGGCUGAGAACGACCGCUUUGAGGAGGCACAGAAAGCUUUCCACAAGGCGGGCCGACAGAGUGAGGCUGUGAAGGUGUUGGAACAGCUUACCCACAAUGCCGUGGUGGAGAGCAGGUUCAAUGACGCAGCAUAUUAUUACUGGAUGCUCUCUAUGCAGUGUCUGGACAUCGCUAGGGAAAACGAGGAGAGGAAGGAGGAGAUGCUGAAGAAGUUCAAGCGUUUCCAGCACCUGGCUGAGCUCUACCAUGUUUACCACUCAAUACAGCGUUACACAGUAAGAUGCUCACCACAGCUGAAGGAUGAACCCUUUAGCUCCCAUAUGCCUGAGACGCUCUUUAACAUCUCCAGGUACCUCCUACACAACCUCACCAAGGACGUGCCACUGGGCAUCUCCAAGGUUAACACUCUUUAUGCGUUGGCCAAGCAGAGCAGAACCCUGGGAGCGUUUAAACUAGCCAGACAUGCCUAUGAGAAGCUCCAGGAACUCCACGUUCCCUCUCGCUUCCAGGAGUCAAUGGAUCUGGGCAGCCUUACCGUCCGCUCCAAACCAUACCACGACAAUGAGGACCUGAUCCCCAUGUGUUACCGCUGCUCCACCAACAACCCCCUGCUGAACAGCCAGGGCAGUGUGUGUAUCAACUGCAAACAGCCCUUCAUCUAUUCAGCAUCUUCAUACGAGGUCCUUCCUCUGGUGCAGUUCUAUCUGGACAAGGGUAUCGGUGAUGAGGAGGCUGUGUCUCUCAUUGACCUGGAAGUCCCUUGCAUUGACAGGAAGGCUGCUCGCUGGCAGGAGAUGAGCAGUGGGGAGUCCCAGUCUCUGAAGCUGGAUGAUGGCACAGAAGACACAGAGGAGGACCCCUUCAUGGCCAAACUCAGCUUUGAGCAGGGGGGCUCUGACUUUGUCCCGGUGGUGGUGAGUCGCUCCGUGCUGAGGUCUAUGAGCAGGAGGGAUGUCCUGAUUAAGCGCUGGCCCAAACCCCUGCACUGGGAGUACUACCGUUCCUUAUUGCCUGAUGUCAGCAUCACCAUGUGCCCCUCCUGCUUCCAGAUGUUCCACAGUGAAGACUAUGAGCUGCUUGUGCUUCAGCACAACUGCUGUCCCUACUGCCGUCGGCCCAUCGAUGAACCCAACUGACCUCCCCAAACUGGUCUAGAAUCAAGUCAUCCAUCUCGCUAUUAUUCACAUCUUCAGUUUCACUCUUGCUCUUCUGAGUAAUGUUCCGCCCAUAUGAUGGCAGGCCAAAAACCUCAUGGACGUUAUUUCAGGGAUGGGAUUAUGAAGAUCAUUAUAGUCCGCAGCAAAAGUGAAUCUUCAGAUGAACAACCCUAUAGAAUGAACAGGAUGAGGUCACACAGAUUUACCAAUGAACUCUUCUGUCUAGAAAAACGUAUAAAAAAAACGUAUUUUAAUUCACUGGUAUUUAUUGCUGCUGUUAGAUGAUGUGUACUUGGACUCUCUAGCAUUCUUAAAGAGUUGAAUGUAUUGUAUUUUUAUAUUAUUAAAGUCAAAUGUUUUUUUUAAAUGAAAGGUUUAAAAUUC
Oncorhynchus kisutch (coho salmon) is the source of this 4123-nucleotide messenger RNA. RefSeq names its product intraflagellar transport 122 homolog (Chlamydomonas) (gene ift122). Gene Ontology annotation, cellular component: non-motile cilium; intraciliary transport particle A. Bases 128 to 3718 code for a protein of 1196 amino acids. The record is from RefSeq and is a predicted model, not a curated record. NCBI's taxonomy places the organism in Eukaryota, Metazoa, Chordata, Actinopteri, Salmoniformes, Salmonidae. Gene Ontology annotation, molecular function: protein binding. The transcript has 29 exons. Gene Ontology annotation, biological process: non-motile cilium assembly; protein localization to cilium; intraciliary retrograde transport.